Messenger RNA from Chrysochloris asiatica (Cape golden mole), 1101 nucleotides. RefSeq names its product thioredoxin domain containing 15 (gene TXNDC15). NCBI's taxonomy places the organism in Eukaryota, Metazoa, Chordata, Mammalia, Afrosoricida, Chrysochloridae. Bases 1 to 1101 code for a protein of 366 amino acids. The transcript has 6 exons. The record is from RefSeq and is a predicted model, not a curated record. Gene Ontology annotation, biological process: cilium assembly. Gene Ontology annotation, cellular component: cilium.
AUGACGUUGCUUUACGGCCUGGGAAUUGGUCCCGGUGGCCACCCGCCCCGCGCUAUGAGGCUCUUCAGCUGGUGGCCGGUGGUGUUGUGGGUACUCGGGCCGCCCGUCCGCGGCUUGGAAGUUGCAGAAGAAAGUGGUCAUAUAUGGUCUGAGGAGCAGCCUGCUCACUCUGUCCAGACGGGGGCUGUAUAUCUGACUGAGGAAGACCCCCAACAUGGCCCAACGGGCCAGGACAUGUCAGCAGAAGAGGACAGUACAGUGCUGGGACUGGAAAGCAAUGGUGAUCACAUGGUGAUGUUGUCUGUGAUUCCGGGGGAAGCCGAGGACAAACCUAACUUGGAGUCGAGUGGUGGCACCUGCAGGGCUGGAGAUGAGGAAGACUCUAGGUGCAGUCUCAGGAAGAGCCUCUUUUCUCUGGAUAGCUCUGGAACAAGCUUCCCAGAUAAAGAGGAGGAGGAUUACACAGAGCCAGAAGUGGCAGAGUCUGAACAACCCCCGGCAGAGGAGUCCAAUAACACUGAAAGUCUCAGAUCUCCAAAGGUGAACUGUGAGGAGAGAAAUGUGACCGAAUUAGAAAACUUUACCUUGAAAUUUUUAAAUAUGUCACAGGACCUUAUGGAUUUUCUAAAUCCAAACGGUAGUGACUGCACGCUGGUCCUGUUUUAUACCCCGUGGUGCCGAUUUUCUGCCAGUUUGGCUCCUCAUUUUAAUUCUUUACCCCGGGCAUUUCCAACUCUUCAUUUUUUGGCACUGGAUGCCUCUCAGCACAGCAGCCUUUCUACCAGGUUUGGUACUGUAGCUGUUCCUAAUAUUUUAUUAUUUCAAGGAGCUAAGCCAAUGGCUAGAUUUAAUCAUACUGACCGAACAUUGGAAACUCUGAAGAUCUUCAUUUUUAAUCAGACUGGUAUAGAAGCCAAGAAAAAUGUGGUGGUAACUCAAGCUGACCAAAUAGGCCCUCUUCCUAGCACUUUGAUAAAAAGUGUGGACUGGUUGCUUGUAUUUUCUUUAUUCUUUUUAAUCAGCUUUAUUAUGUACGCUACUAUGCGAACUGAGAGCAUUCGAUGGCUAAUUCCAGGACAAGAACAGGAACAUGCAGAGUAA